Molecule: messenger RNA, 5365 nt
Organism: Leptopilina boulardi
Lineage: Eukaryota; Metazoa; Arthropoda; Insecta; Hymenoptera; Figitidae
Gene: PKD
Product: serine/threonine-protein kinase D1
Exons: 12
Coding region: 500-2989 (829 amino acids)
Biological process (GO): protein phosphorylation
Molecular function (GO): protein serine/threonine kinase activity; ATP binding
Source: RefSeq, a predicted model, not a curated record
CCUCAUCAGUUGUUGAAGUGACGCUUCUUCUUCUUCUUCUUCUCUCUCUUUUCAAUAUCGUUCUCCUUCCGCGGGAAUGGAGGGAUAUUAUAAUAUCUUUGUGUUGGAUGAAAGUCUCUCCCUACUUAUGUGUAUUUGUGCCUGUACCACUUUGAUUGUAUAUCUGACACUGUAUUAAAAAGACACACCAGUACUGUGCUUCGUACGUGGAAGUCAGUCUUUUCUUUCGAAACUCCACAAUAUCAACAUUUUACAAAAAUGUUGAGAAAAAACAACUUGAAGCAAUAACAAAAAAAAUAAAAUAAAAUUUCUCGCGGAAAUCUCAAACAAAAAAAGAUCUGAAAAAUGUUUUAAGUGUUAAUAAAUAAAUAAAAAAAAAAAAAAAAAAAAUUCUACAGAGCCCUGAUGGUGAGGAAGUAUUGAAUGUAUCGGAGCAAAAAGUGAAACAGAAAAAGGAUUUUUGAAGAAGAAGAAGAAAAGAAAAAGGAACACAAAAAAAAUGGAGGCUGCCGAAGUAACAUUUCUCUUUCAAUUUGGAUUGCUCCGCGAUACAGUAACUGUCGAUUCUAGCCAAUUGACACUCAAGUCUUUAAAGGAAUUUGCCUGUGAUUUUAUAAAUAGCAAGUGUCCUGAUCAUGGCUUAAGUCAAUUGUUCGAUAGACUUUUGUUAUUUAAACACGAUUACAAUUCAAUUAAUAUCCUUCAACUCAUUACAAAUGCAAUGGAAAUAGUUGAUGAAACUUUAGUUGAAAUAGUUCUCACUGCACAAGUGCCAACUGAGCAAAUUCCAAUUCGACCUCACGCUUUAUCGGUACAUUCUUAUAAAGCUCCGACUUUUUGUGAUUUUUGUGGUGAAAUGCUCUUUGGUCUUGUUCGACAAGGUCUUAAAUGCGAAGGAUGUGGUAUGAAUUAUCAUAAACGAUGUAUUAUUAGAGUUCCAAAUAAUUGUUCACAAGACUCGAGUCAAAGACGACUUAGUUCGACAUUAUUGAAUGUUCCAAGAUCGCCGAGUCAAAGUUCCACGAGUAGUUUAACAAGUGCCAGUGACGAUAAUCACAGUACGAAUGUAACACCAAACACAAGUCAAAACAACAGUACGCUGGCAAUACCUAGUAUCGUGGGACCAAAACAAUCUCGUUCACCAUCAUUGGGAGGAAGACCAGUAUGGGUAGAUCGUGAAAUGGCAACGCGAAUAAAAAUUCCACACACAUUUGUUGUUCAUACAUAUACAAGACCAACGGUUUGUGGUCUUUGUAAAAAAUUAUUACGUGGAUUAUUUAAACAAGGCCUCCAAUGUAAAGACUGCCAAUAUAAUGCCCAUAAAAAAUGUGUAGAAAAAAUUCCCAAAGACUGCAUUGGGGAGAAUCCUAGUGACAACGCAGGCAUCGAAUAUCCGGACAGUGGUGUCGGUAGUGAACCUGAAGGAAGAUGUGAUAGAAAUGAAGAAGGCGAUGGUGAUAGUGAUGCAGAAUCUCUGCCUCAACCGGCACAAUUCACUUCCUAUUUAACUGAUGAAAAAACAAUGAAUGGAAAAUACUCAGAGUUUGCUUCUUCUCAUGAUAUAUCGACUGAAAAUUUGGAAAAAUCCAGACCUUCAAGCUGCAGCUCAACUCCCAGCAAUAAUAUUCCUUUAAUGAGAAUUGUUCAAAGUGUUAAACAUACAAAGAAAAGAGGUUCACAAGUAUUAAAAGAAGGUUGGAUGGUACAUUUUACAAAUCGUGAUUCAAUGAGAAAGAAACAUUAUUGGAGAUUAGAUUCUAAAUCUUUGACUUUAUUUCAAAGUGAUACUGGAUCAAAGUAUUACAGAGAAAUACCGCUUUGUGAAAUUUUAUCCAUAGAACCACCAACGGCAGUUCAUUCACAAACCAUGCACUGUUUUGAAUUAAGAACAGCUAAUUUAGAUUAUUAUGUGGGAGAAGAUUCAAUGUUUAGUGGAACUAAUGGACCGGUUCCUCCUCCCGAAAGUGGAAUUGGAGCACAUUUAGCAAGAUCCUGGGAAACUAGCAUAAGACAGGCUCUAUUGCCUGUUACUUCAGCAACGAAUCAGGAACAAUCGACUGAACCCGAGGAAUCAGUGACUGAUAUGUCACAAUUAUAUCAAAUUUUCCCCGACGAAGUUCUUGGCUCUGGACAAUUUGGAAUUGUUUACGGUGGUAUACAUCGUAAAACAAAUAGAGCAGUUGCAAUAAAAGUUAUUGAUAAAUUACGCUUUCCAACAAAACAAGAAGCUCAAUUAAAAAACGAAGUAGCAAUAUUACAAAAUUUAUCGCACAAUGGUGUUGUCAAUUUAGAUCGUAUGUUUGAAACGCCUGAGAGAAUAUUUGUUGUUAUGGAAAAAUUGAAAGGCGAUAUGUUGGAAAUGAUAUUAAGCUCUGAAAAAGGAAGGCUCAGUGAGCGUAUAACAAAAUUUCUUGUCACACAAAUACUCGUUGCACUCAAACAUUUACAUAGUAAAAAUAUUGUUCAUUGUGAUUUAAAACCAGAAAAUGUUCUAUUGAGUAGCGACAGUGAUUUUACACAGGUGAAACUUUGUGAUUUUGGAUUUGCACGUAUUAUUGGUGAACGUAGCUUUCGACGUAGUGUCGUUGGUACACCGGCAUAUUUGGCGCCUGAAGUACUACGUAAUAAGGGUUAUAAUCGUUCAUUGGAUAUGUGGAGUGUGGGAGUUAUUAUUUAUGUUUCAUUGAGUGGAACUUUUCCAUUUAACGAGGACGAGGAUAUUAAUGAACAAAUUCAAAAUGCCGCUUUCAUGUAUCCACCGUAUCCUUGGAAGGAGAUUUCUUCUGAUGCUAUCGAUCUGAUUAACAAUUUGCUGCAAGUGAAGCAAAGAAAAAGGUACACAGUUGACAAAAGUUUGCAACACAUUUGGUUACAGGAUUAUCAAAUGUGGUGUGACUUGAGGGAAUUGGAAUCGAAAAUUGGUUGCCGAUAUUUGACACAUGAAAGUGAUGACGCUCGCUGGGCAGCAUAUGCUAAUCAAAAUGCAUGACACAACUUUAUAUCGCCGAUAAAAGUUUUACCGUCAACGACAGAAACCUUUUUGCGUAAAGGUUGGACUCGCAUUGCUCAAGAUACAUUGCGACGUCUCAUUCGUACUUGAGAGAAAAAAUGAAAAAAAAACAAAAAACAAAUAGUCUAGUGAACUUUUACAAAUUAAUUCUUUACAUUUUGGACGUUUCAAAGUAACUAAACAUUUCUACCAUUAAGAGAGAGAGAAAGAAAGAAAGAAAGAAAGAGAGAGAAAGAGAGAUUAUUUCAGGACUCUGUCAUCCUUCAAACAGGUUACAAAUUUAAUUUAUUUUUUUUAUAUUUUUGAAUAAUUCAAAUUUUUAUAUUUUUAACUUUGAAUAAUUCAAAUUUUAUUAUUAUUACAAUUUGAAUUCAAUUUGAAUUGAAUUUUUAAAUUAAAUUUUUAAAUUAAAUUUCAAAGUCGAAAAUUUGAUUCGAUUUUCCAUUUUAAUGCCAUUUUUUAAAACUAUAAUUUUUGAUUUAGGAAAAUUUUAAGAAAUUCAAUUUUUUAUAAAUUGGAAAUUUUAAAUUGUAUUUUUUUGUUUCUUUUUUGAAUUAGUCAUUCAAAUUUUGUGAAACAUUUGAAUAUUCUAUUUUUGCCUUUAUAAUUGAAUUUGUUUAUUUUAAGAGAUUUUAAAAUUUUGACAUAUUUUAACUUAAUUAAAAUUUGUUUAGAAAAUAUUUUAUAAAAUCUGAAUUAUUGGUAAAAAUUUUAAAACUCUGUCUAUAAAAGAGAGGCAAACAAUUUUUUUCCUGCAUUUAAAUUUAAAAUGCAAUUUAUAAAUAGGAAAAUUUUUUGUCAUAAUUGUAUUUCUUAAAUUUUACUUUUUUUUAUUUUAUUUAAGAUCUUUUAUUAUUGUUAAGAAAUCUGAAUUUUUUAUAUUCUAUUAUAAAGUUAAUAAGACUAAAAUUUUAUUUUCCAUCGAUUUUUUUUUUAAAGGACUAUUGAAAAUAAGAAUCUCAGAAGAAAAUUAAAACGAUAUUAUAUUUUAUGUAAUAGUAGAUAAUUUACUUAAAUUUAUAUAAUUUUUUUUUUGAAUUUUUUUUUUUUUUAUAUUUAACGUAUAUUAAAUUUAUAUUUAUAAUAUAAAAUUAAGAGGAUGACAAAGGGGGGAAAAAAAUAAUUAGAAGAGUGACAACCAAUAAACAUGGCCUGCGCACAAAAAAAAAAAAAAUAUUAUGAAAUUUUAAAUAAUAAGCUUUUGCAUCUUUAAACUGUUUUUUGAAAUUCCCACACAAGUUCAGAUUGAAAUAUUAACGAAGUUAGGAAAAAAAAAGAUAAUAAUUGAAAGUUAAUGUUAUUGAACAUGUGUGGAAUUCCUUGUGGAUAUACUCAACGAUUUAAAAAAUAUAAAACUUUGAUAAAUGAUUGCCCAAAAACAUUUUUUAAAGACUUUCUUGAUGCUUUUUUAGCCUCGUCGAGAUUUCAAGUUUAUUCGACUUUUAAGCAAAAUAUCUAUUUAAAGUUAGUUCGUUAAUAUAUUUCCUGCACUUCUUUUAUGUAUUAUCAAAACUUCCAUAAAGCGAAAACAAUGAUAAUGAGUUUCGAUUCUGUCGAAAGAAUAUAUGGAACAAAAAAUAUUCGACUCUCGCUACUCUGAUAAGUUCUUUUUUUUUAAAAAAAAAAAAAAAAAAGGUAAUUUAAUAAAUUUGUUCAAUACUUUUUCUUUGUAGUGAUUGAAAAAAAAAUUAAAUUAAAUAUUUUAAUUGAAAAAAAAUAAUGUUAAUGUUACAAAAAGCGAUAAAAACUUUUGAAAAAACAGAGAAUCGAUCCUCUUUUUCUGUAUGUAAAUAAACGGGAAAAAAAAUAGGCUCCGGCUAGAAUCCUUUCCAAUAUAUAGAAUUUUUUAGGCUUUGCUAGGUUCGACUGGCUUUUUAUAUAUAAAAUACAUCAAACAUGUUUUUUGAAACUUUAUUGAUGAAUUUUUGCAAAUAUAAAAAAAAAAAAUGUUGCUUGUUGCAUUUUAAAAAAUGAAAAUCGUAACGUAAGAUCUUUAAGAUAAUUGUAUAAAUGAAAGAAAAAAAAAUGAUACAUUAUUCAGAAAGGAAAAGAAAAAAAUAAUGAAGAAGAAACAAUAUAUAAAUUUUAAAUAUAUAUAUAUAUACAUUGUGAUAAUACAGUAUUUGAAGUGCGUACCUGAAUGAUAUUAUUUCUGGUUUGCUGAGUAGUGUGUAGUGUUAAUACUAAUGCAUUCGAGAAUUAAUUUUUGUAUACAUUUAGCAUAAAUUAUAUAUUUAAACUUCUACAUUUACAGUGAAUUGUCAUUCCGCUAAAUACUAAUGUAUAGUUGAUAAUGUUAUGAAAAAAAAAAAAAUGUAUUGGACAGUGGAUUAAGUAAAUUUGAUAUUUAUUUAA